Messenger RNA from Rhopilema esculentum, 2819 nucleotides. The record is from RefSeq and is a predicted model, not a curated record. Lineage: Eukaryota; Metazoa; Cnidaria; Scyphozoa; Rhizostomeae; Rhizostomatidae.
CCAGUAUUGCAUGUAACUUGCAAGAAUGAAAUUUAUUUUUCAAUCAGACCAUGGACGAAAUUAGAGGCAAGACAAGUUUUAUUGCCAGCGUUGAAGAGAAUGAGAUUUGCACUGCUCAGGAACUUGUGAAACUGUUACGAGAAUAUGGAGCUUUGGUUGAGGUGAAUCGCGAGAGACCGAAGUGCUCAACAAUUAUUCUGAUCGACGUUGAUUUCAUCCUUAAUCGAAAAUUAUCUUCGGAUGUCUUUGUUUGGCUUGGAAAACGUGGAACAGAAGAACCCUUCUAUCUAAGCAAUGGCAUUGGAGUGAACAGUCAGCUUUACUAUUUGCAAAAUGACGUCAUCGUACUUGCAUAUGCAACAAAGACAAGCAUGGACCGAUUUGGGCAAGGAAUUCAUAGAUUUUUCAAGUUAAUUGAUCUCCCACCAACCAUGCCUGUUCUUCUGCAACGUUGGCUCCGACAAAAGGCAACACGAAAUUCAGAAAGCCGAUUAAACUUCAGGGAAAUUGAUAACUGGAGCUCCUGGAUAAGCGAUGUUUACAGAAGAUCUAGAAUCGAUCUUGAAAAGCUAGACAUUAAAUUGGAUAUGCCAGAUCUUGGGCUGUUUCUGUCUGCUCCUUUCAGUGAUUCAGCCGGCCUUAAAAGCUGGGCUGAAGACCUUUGGUUGCAUCACUUUCUGCCACAAGUCGAGAGUUCUGUGGAGGAGCAGGUUGCCGAGGCAACCAAUACUCAGCAGGACUUAUUGAUCCAAGUCGCUCUGAACGCAUUCUUAGAAGGAGCUUUUUUGCCGGGCUGCCCAUGCAAAUUAGAUAUCGGUUAAGUUAGGACCAAAUUUUUAGAUAUUUUAAUCGACUCUACUAGACCUAAUGCUGUCUGACCAGAAGGAAUGUACUCAUAUUCCAGAGAUUUUGUCGGUGGUCGAAACAGGGAGAUUUGAUGCUUUCAUCAAAAGGAGGGACUUGAAAAUUUUAUAGAAGAAGUGACCUGUCGUUCUCUGAUUUCCCUGGUGCAAAUCAAGUCCUGUUUCGGAUGCCAACACUCUUGUUGUUCAUGUGUGUAACACCUUCUGCAAUUAGAUAUUACUUUCACAAAGUUUUUAAAGAGGCCGGAAGUUUGUCAUAAUGUGCAGGCCUUAAAGGGGACGUAUUUUCGUCAAAAUUUUCGUCGCAGAGGCAAGAUCUUUUACCUUGUUACCUAGCAGUCCAGCCAUAUGAUACUUUGGGUACCAGAGCCUCAAUAAACCGGGGAUAAAGUAUUGUAGACCGCUUCGGUGGCAAAAAAGGAAGCUCAAAUAAUUAUUUCUGGAACUAAUUUCGAACUACAGUAUUCUCUCCAAUUAACGGACACUCUAAAAGGCGGACACCUCUGAUUAGCGGGAAAAAAAAUUUUCCCGAUCAUUUUCUGGUUAAAGUCUCAUAAAAAACUUUCUAAAAAGCGGACACUUAAUUAGCGGACACUCCAAUCAACGGAUAAUAUUGUUUGCACAAAAUAGUGAAUUUGGCUUUUUUUCUUUCCAAUUAGCAGACAGUACAACUCUGGUCUGGUCCCGACAGUGUCCGCUAAAUAGAGAGAAUACUGUAUAUUUCUGAGACUAAAUAAUGGAGACUCUGUCGCCCAGGGUAGCCAUAUGACUGUCAACCCUUCUUAAGAUUUAUUGAAUUACUUAUCUUCAGUUUCAUUUCAAGCAUUUGUUAUAAACUGCCGACUGAAUCAAAUAAAGUUUUAUCUUACUGUUCUUAUAUACAAAUUCACUUUUUCUAAAACGAAAUGUUUAGUCAAAGUUACGUUGCAAUUAGUUCUUGCAGUAAACAGCGUCAAAAGAUGUGUAAAUGAAAGAACCCUUGUUGUAAAGUAGUGCUGUACCAGAGCAUGCUACGUUUCUAGUUGAUAAGUAUGGAAAAACCACUGCCCCAGUUUUCAACUCUUUAUUAUUCAAAUCUAUUUAACACUUAAGGUGGUGGAAAGGGACACUGUGACUCCUGACAAACUCUAAAAGAACAUAUUGUACUUAACACAGAACGGCAAUUGUUGUACUUAACGACGUCGGAGAAUUUUCAUUCCACCUCCUGUCGCACCCUUUCCCGCCCUGUUCACCAUUCUAUCGACCCGAAUCAUGUUUGCUAGUUUGGUACAUAUUUCAACAAGUUAAUUGCCACUGUUAUCUUGCCUGAAAGCACAAAAAUAAUAGGUGUUACUACCAACAUUAUAAAUUUUAUUCCCGUCCUUUCAAUAACGUUGUAACACACUCAGAGAGAUCAGCUACUUGGUUUGAAACUGGUGUGUUUACUGUCUUAUGUGUUAACUAUUUAAAAACUUGGUACCCUAUUCAGGCGCUGUUCACUUAAUCCGAACGAUACUUACAGACACGGUAAAGGGGACGAAGAUGCAACCCCUUUGAUAGGAGGGUGAAAGUACCCUUGUCAUUUGUCUUCGCAAUUAUCAAGAACAUAUAUAUAAGUUUCCGACUGUAGCAACUUUUUCAAAAAUUUGCGUGAUUAUUUCGUAUCUGCUAGAAGUGAGCAGUUCAUACGCUUAUCGGAAUGGAAAUAUCAUUUACAUACCAGUAGAAGCUGCAAAUCACUGUUGCAAAUUUUUUCCUUAUCAUGAAGCUAAUAGCCAUGCCCCUGGACCGUGCAGGUGUCUUCAACGACUCUAGACCUCAAAGAUAUUCAUAAAGAAAUACCUAAAUAGAUUUUCAAUGUAAAGUGAGAAACAUAUUACUUUAUCCUCGGUGAGUAUUUAUAACAAACAAAUUUAUAACAGUUUAGGUAUUGUGAUGUACAUGGUAAAAAUUUGCCUUAUCGAUUUCAUCCAGAAA